This is a messenger RNA of Xylaria bambusicola, 2333 nucleotides long. Its product is annotated as ATP-NAD kinase-like domain-containing protein. Lineage: Eukaryota; Fungi; Ascomycota; Sordariomycetes; Xylariales; Xylariaceae. Gene Ontology annotation, molecular function: NAD+ kinase activity. Gene Ontology annotation, biological process: NAD+ metabolic process; NADP+ biosynthetic process. The transcript is spliced from 3 exons. The coding region runs from base 205 to 1971 and encodes 588 amino acids. The record is from RefSeq and is a predicted model, not a curated record.
AGACAGACCUACCGAAGAAUCACAUAUGUAGAUUCGGCAAGGAUUCAAAGACUGGCGACUGAGAAUCCUCUACUAUUACUACAAUAUCAAUUGAUACAGGGUAACAAUAUUCACUUGUAAUUAAAUGCCCAUUUCAUUGGAGCGCAAUUGAGCUAUUUCGUAUCGUUACAUCAGAUAUUUAGAGUACCAUACACCAUAACCAACAUGAGCGACCACCCAGCUCACAUUCCUGCUUCGUCGCAAGACGGGGGAACCGGAAGCCACGCCAAACAUGUCCACUAUGAAGAUACAGCUUCCCAUGCAAGCGAUGAUGAUGUACACAAAGUAGAGGUCACCUUUGACCCUACAAGCCCACAUCGAAGAAAGAGCUCUCUCGUCCCCUCCGAGCACACACCAAAUGUCGCGAACCAAUAUAUCAAGAAACACUUUUCCUCCGACUGCCUAGUCCACCAAUUGCUCGCGUGCCAUAAGAUCGACGCAGUCUCUAACAGGGACGCUUCCGAUGGCCAUACAUUUAGCACCAGGCACGAAGAUGUCUCUGGGGAGAGAGGCAUGGAUUCGCUUGUCGAGCCGAAAGGGAACAGUGUGAAGAAGGGCAAGCGAUCCGAAAGGAUGUCCGUAAUAGAGCCAGAGAGCGACAGCAGCUCGGCGUCUGGCCAAUUCGACGAGAAGUCAUGGAAGAGCACAGUCGCCAAAAGCAGAUCCGAGCUGGACCUGGCCGGGCUGGAACAUGAGGGCAUUCAUAGUCGGCUACUUACUAAGAAACAACUCACAGAGAUGGCCUGGGGAGUAAGGGAACUGAGCAGACGACUAGGAACGGCGCGUCUGAAAUUCAAGGUGGAGCAAAUCUUCCUUCUGACGAAGGCUUACGAUGAAGAGUUGAUACCGAAGACAAGAGAACUAGCUAGGUGGUUGUUAAGUAAAGACAGAAACGUACGGUAUAUCAUCUAUAUCGAGGAUAUGUUGAGAGAUAACAAACGCUUUGAUUUACCGGGCUUGGUAGAAGAGCUUCGGAAUGAAUACAUUGAAGCGGGAGAUAUGGACGAAGAUACGCCCGCAGAGGUCAUAAGCCGACGGAUACGCGUUUGGACGGAAGACAUGUGUCGGAAAAGACCCCAUACAUUCGACUUCAUCAUCACCCUUGGCGGCGACGGAACAGUUCUGUAUGCGAGCUGGCUCUUUCAGAGGAUAGUGCCUCCUGUACUGAGUUUUGCGCUUGGAAGUCUCGGGUUCCUCACUAAGUUCGAUUUCAAUGAAUACCAGCAGUCUCUGCAUACGGCGUUCACAGCCGGCGUCACCGUGAGCUUGCGAUUACGGUUCGAAGGCACGGUCAUGAGAAGUCAGGAGAGAAAGAGUUCGCUAGAGUCGAACGGCGACACCAGCGGUAAUGGUGCUUCGCCGAGGCGCGACCUGGUGGAAGAGCUCAUCGGCGAGGAGAAAGAGGACGAGCAUACUCACAAGCCGGAUGGCACUUACGAGAUUCUCAAUGAAAUAGUGGUGGACAGAGGGCCGAAUCCAACAUUGGCGAACAUAGAGAUCUUCGGGGAUGACGAACACUUUACCUCGGUGUUGGCAGACGGUGUUUGCGUGUCUACGCCCACUGGAUCAACAGCCUACAAUCUCGCGGCCGGCGGGUCCCUGUGCCACCCAGAGAAUCCCGUCAUGCUCGUCGCGGCGAUCUGCGCGCAUACUCUCUCAUUUCGGCCCAUCAUCUUGCCGGACACGAUUGUGCUGCGUCUAGGAGUGCCCUACGACGCGCGGACCAGCAGCUGGGCGAGCUUCGACGGGCGAAAGCGCGUUGAGCUCCAGCCCGGCGACUAUGUGACUAUCAGCGCCAGUCGUUUCCCGUUCGCCAGCGUCCAGCCCCAGGGGAGACGGAGUGAAGACUGGGUCAACAGCAUUAGCGGCAAGCUGGGCUGGAAUACGCGGCAGAAACAGAAGAAUGAGGGCUUCAAGAAAUGGGAUAAGUAGGUAGUCUCGGUAGUUGGCUACAUACUUAACCUAGCAAUAUGAACCUCGACUCCAGUCGCUUUGGGACCAGAAUUGUUGACACGGUGCUACAUAAUAGAAACUACUCUAGUAGGGUACUAACCAUGUACCUGACGGUGAAACGAAACAGAACCCCAAGCCCCCCAGCUCUUUUCUACUAGGUAAUCCUCCUUCAAAAAACAUGAUGAACGGGUGGUGUUGCUGGAGCGGCCUAAAUCUUGGACUCGUCCGAACACGAUAUUGACGUCUGUUUCAUUAUCUACAGUAUGCGCUCAACCGGUUGUACUGGCUAUGUCAUGCCCGCGCGCGGCAGUUCAAAUCCUCCCCUAGACAACAGGGUAUAU